AUGGGGUUCAAAUCGCGAGGAAAGCCGACACCGUACAGGAAGGGACCAUUUCCCCGAUCCAGCCCCCGUCCCGCGAGGGAGUGGGGAUCGGGGUUGGCUUUUCUCACCGAGGCCGAACGCGCGGAUGUGGUCUUCCACACCCUGGCCUACCUCAACCACAGCCAACCCCCUGAGGAAGGGGAGGGGGAUGGGCUGGGGGGGGGUCGCCCGCGGAUUCGCUCCCUGGCGGACUUGAUGGCCGCCAGUUGUCCGGCAGGGAGCCACAGCCCCAGUAGGGGGGAAGGGCCAAAAGGAGGACACAGUAACAGGGGAGAAGGACACAGUAACAGGGGAGAAGGACACAGUAAUAGAGGGGAAGAAGAACACAGAGACAGGGGAGAAGAAGGACACAGUAACAGGGGAGAAGGAGGGGGAGGGGGGGCUCUGCCUCAUGUGACGACUUUCAGCGCGCGGCUGGACGCCCUGCUCGGGGGUGGGGUCGCGGUGGGGUCGCUGACGGAGCUCAGCGGGGCGCCCGGGGCGGGCAAAACGCAGCUGCUCCUUCAGCUCGCCGUGGGCUGCGCGCUGCCGGCGGCGGUGGGGGGGCUGGGCGGGCGUUGUUUGUGGAUCGAUACCGAGGGCAGCUUCGUGCGGGAUCGCCUCGGCGAGGUCGCACUGGCGGCGGUGGCGGCGGUCCGGCGUGGCGUCCUCAACCAGGGGAAGGCGGAGAGGGACGAGGUUAGCGGACGGCGCCGACGUGAACGCCCCACGGAGGAGGUAGAGACUGGGGAAGGGAGGGUGAGGAGGGAAAAAACGGGGAGGAGGAGCAGGAGCGGAACCCCUCCAAUCCAUCCCGCAACUUCCUCCGAUGCGGAAAAGGGAUUUCUUCAACGAAAUGAGACCACUUUCAUCUCUAACGCCCACGCGGCUGGUGUUUCUUUUCCGGAAGGGCAACCAAAGCCUCCCUUGCAGAGAACUUCAGCGAGCGCGCUUUCUGAUGAAGCCCGCCAAUUGCGUGCGGUGGGUGAAGAAUUAACGCUCUCUCAGGUGUUUGAUAGUGUGUACUACCUCCGCGUCAUCGACGCCACCACCUUCAUGGCAGUUAUUUAUUCCCUCCCGAAGUGGGUGCAGGAUGAUAAAAUUUCGAUGAUUGUCAUUGAUUCGAUUGCGUCACCGUUUCGCGGAGCAGAGUUAAUGUCUCUGGAGGAAGAAGAAGAGAAGAGUACUUCGGGUGUAAUUCCGUACAAUCGUAGUGUGGAUUACGAGGAUGGGACCGGACUCCCGCCCUGGCAGCGGGCUCGUUUGCUUUUUACCUGUGGGGAGAGACUGCAGCUGUAUGCCGCGCGCUACAACCUCGCCGUGGUUGUGAGUAACCACCUCACAAGUCGAUCCAUAAAAGUGAAAAAAACAACAUUUUUUGAGGGAAGUGGUACCGGCAAUGCUUUUCAGAGCAUUUUAAUUCCUUCCCUGGGAGAUGCCUGGGGCUGCCAACCAACGACCAGAAUUCUCCUUAGCCAUCAUCACUACAACUUACCCUUCCCGGGCGCUUGUGGGGAUGUUGAGGGGGUGAAAAAAAACGGAGAGCACGAAGUAAAGGAUCCUUUUUCGUCUAGGUUGUCAUCGUCGAUCCGUUUCAAACUUUGCCCGGAGAACAAGAUAUUAGACUAUUCCUCGUGUAGACCACGAGAAGGGGGAGGAACGUUGCCGGCGUCUGUUCAGCAUCGGGUGGCACGUCUACUGAAGUCCCCAACGCAGCCCUACGGCGAGGCGUGUUUUGUUAUUUCGAGAAAAGGGAUCCGAGAUUGGAUUUCUACUUAA
Messenger RNA from Phytomonas sp. Hart1, 1797 nucleotides. Lineage: Eukaryota; Euglenozoa; Kinetoplastea; Trypanosomatida; Trypanosomatidae. The record is from the annotation of a GenBank genome assembly.